Messenger RNA from Engraulis encrasicolus (European anchovy), 1533 nucleotides. Its product is annotated as E3 SUMO-protein ligase ZBED1-like. Gene Ontology annotation, molecular function: protein dimerization activity. NCBI's taxonomy places the organism in Eukaryota, Metazoa, Chordata, Actinopteri, Clupeiformes, Engraulidae. The record is from RefSeq and is a predicted model, not a curated record. The transcript is spliced from 2 exons. Bases 1 to 1533 code for a protein of 510 amino acids.
AUGGUACCCUUCCAGGUGGUGGAAAGACAAGGGUUUAAAGACAUGGUCAAGACGCUCGACCAACGAUACGACAUCCCCAGUCGCAAAUAUUUCGCUGAAGUGGAAAUGCCUCACCUGCAUGAGGAGGUCCGUGGGCGAGUGGAGCAGGAGCUCCGCCAAGUGAAACACUAUGCAACAACCACGGAUUUGUGGUCAAGAAGGACCAUGGACCCAUACCUUAGCCUCACCGUGCACUACAUCACGGAUGAAUGGAAACUCCACAGCAAGUGUCUCCAGACGUCCUAUUUCCCCGACGACCACACGGGGACCUUGAUCGCCCAAGGGCUGAGGGAAGCGCUGGAGUCCUGGGGACUUGAUGAGCGGCUGCAAGCGUGCAUAACGACUGACAAUGGCGCAAACGUGGUGAAAGCCACCGACUUGAACGAUUGGACCCGCCUCCAGUGCUUCGGACACAGGCUGCAUCUGGCCAUAGAGGCGAGUGUGAAGCUACCCGAGAUUGAGCGUGCGGUCGGGGUGUGCAAGAAGAUCGUCAGUGCAUUUUCCUACACACACAAGAGGAGGAAGGCGUUGGCCAAAGCUCAGGCUGAGCUGCACCUGCCUCAUCAUCGCCUAAUCACAGAGACGCCAACAAGAUGGGGGUCGCGUCAACAGAUGAUCGCGCGAGUGCUGGAGCAAGAGAAAGCCAUUACACAGGUCCUCAAAGAGGAUAAAAAAACCAGGCACCUGGCUCCAUCUUGGCAGGACCUUGAUGGCCUGGAAUCGGUCAACAGGGCCCUGAGUCCUCUCGUGGAGUUUACUGAUGCACUGUCUGGUGAAGAAUACGUCAGUGUGUCAUAUCUAAAACCGGUGCUUCAUCUCCUCAACACCACAGUUCUGGCUUCCGCAGAGGAUGACACCACAGUAACAAAGCGUAUAAAGGGGGGCAUUCUGCAAUACUUGAAUGACAAAUAUGAUGAUCCUGCCACCGACGACCUCCUGGAUAUGGCCUCCCUGGUCGACCCACGCUUCAAGAUGGCAUAUGUUGCAGACAACCGCAAAGCCUACAUCAAAGCAAAAGCAAUGGCAGAAAUGCAGGCCCUUUUGGAAAAACAGGCACAAUCACCAUCCACCCAAGCUUCAUCAUCCACACAUUCACCACCACAUAGCAGCACAGAGGCUGCUGAUGCUGUUGAUGCUGCUGAAGUUGUCGAGGCUAAGCGGAUGAAGCGCAGUCUGGGCAGCUUUUUCAAAAAGGAUUCCAUUCCCGGCCCAGCUGCUCGCCCUGACAGAGAAGCCAUUGAGAUUGAGUUCCAAAGCUACCUGCAUGCACUGGAGGUUGAUGGGGAGGCCAACCCGUUAGACUGGUGGAGGCUGCAUGAGCCAAACUUCCCAAGAGUGGCAAGCCUGGCAAGGAAGUAUUUGUGCAUUCCGGCCACCAGUGCUCCAUCAGAGAGGGCUUUCAGCACUGGUGGCAAUAUUGUCACGUGCCACAGGGCGGCACUGAAGCCGGAUAAUGUAGACAGGCUUGUCUUUCUGGCUAAAAACCUCCCAUGA